Messenger RNA from Colletotrichum destructivum, 1620 nucleotides. Its product is annotated as Putative molybdenum cofactor sulfurase, pyruvate kinase-like, insert domain superfamily. The transcript is spliced from 3 exons. Gene Ontology annotation, molecular function: pyridoxal phosphate binding; catalytic activity; molybdenum ion binding. The coding region runs from base 119 to 1294 and encodes 391 amino acids. Lineage: Eukaryota; Fungi; Ascomycota; Sordariomycetes; Glomerellales; Glomerellaceae. The record is from RefSeq and is a predicted model, not a curated record.
CAUCACGUCAGAAGCUGGGCACAAAACGUCAGGAGUCUUGAGGUUUGUUAAAAUUCAUUGAACACCGGCUCAGCACCUUUUCUCUUGCGCCCAUUGCUCGAUCCCAGGCCAAUUCGAUAUGGACGCGUUGACGAACACGACAUUAACGGAGGUUCACGUUGCAACCAACCCACUAACGACUGUGAAUGCUGCUGUUGUCUUGGUGGUCGCAACAGUCACCGCUUUGCUCUUCAGAGUGCGACGUUUUCGAUCACAGGCCGCCGGGGACGCAUUGGAGAUCUCACAGCUCUACGUGUAUCCAGUCAAGGGGCUCAGGGGCUGCGAGCUGCAAGAAGCACGGGUUGGGCAACACGGCUUGGUCGGAGACCGCACAUUUUCACUUCAGAAAGUUCAUCGCGACAAGAACGAUCCGUCCGAGAAGACGUACGAGACGCUGUUUAUAGGCCGAUGCCUCCAACUUGCACUGUUCGAAACUUUGGUCCAUAACGAGAGUAACGAGGUGGCGGUGAAGUGGCAUGGCCGCGAGACGGACUUCGGCAAAAGAGCAGCAGAUGAAAAAGUCGACACAGACGACGAGAUCCGAUUUCCGCUAUCGCCAGGACUGGAGGGCCUUGAGGAAUGCGAAGUAAGCCUGCACGUUAGCCGGACAAAGGCAUACGACAUGGGCGAUGAGCUAGCCUCCUGGUUCUCCGAUCGCCUGGGGUUCGAGACACGCUUGGUCUACAUUGGCGACGGGUCGCGCGCCGUCCUUGGAUCCCUCGCUCCAAACAGCCGCGGAGGACUAAAGAAGGCCAAGUGGACGAGCCGUCUCCGCGCCCUGGUGCCAUCCCUCGCGUUCCGGGAGGAGCGUCUUGUCUUCAACGACCUCGGGCACUACCUCGUGGUCACUGAGGCGAGCAAUUCCCAGGUUUCCUCUCGUCUUGAGGGCGGUGCCGAGAUGGAUGUCCGGAAGUUCCGGCCCAAUAUCGUCGUCAAGGGCGCGUCCGCGCCGUUCGUGGAGGACUUCUGGGGCGAGCUCACAUUCGAGGGCGGCGUCCGGAUGCCACUGACUUCCAACUGCUACCGCUGCCAGAGCAUUACCGUCGACUACGACACGGGGAAGGCGGCAGCUGACGAUCGGGGCUCGGUGUGGAAGAAGUUGAACAAAGACCGCCGUGUCGAUAAAGGAGCCAAGUACAGCCCGGUGUUUGGCCGCUACGGAUUCUGCUUUGGGUCAGCAGUCGGGAAGACCUUGACUGUCGGAGAGAGGGCCCGGGUUACUAUCGUCAACCCUGACAGGACUACUUUUGACUGACCUCAUUUGACGACUUUCGGCCUUAGCCAGACAGACAAGUGAACCUAAGACAAGGUUCAGAAUCGAUGGAUUCCCCGACAACGUCUCAUCUGCCAGAAAGUGCUAUCGGCCAGGUUAAAUCAGAACGCCGGAUGACUUUGUAUAAUGCAGUAGUGUUAUUGGGGGCGUGGCAACCUAGCUUGUGAGCGUAGACAUGCAUAGUAUCAUAGGAUUGGUGUUUGGCAAACGGUAGAAAUCACCCACCCUCGAACCCCUUCCACUUCUCGGGAUGUGACGAGAAUGGGGGAGCGUCGAAACUCUAAGCACUUGAUACAAUAUAAUUUGAC